Puccinia graminis f. sp. tritici CRL 75-36-700-3 is the source of this 1604-nucleotide messenger RNA. RefSeq lists its product as uncharacterized. Bases 229 to 1566 code for a protein of 445 amino acids. The transcript has 2 exons. NCBI's taxonomy places the organism in Eukaryota, Fungi, Basidiomycota, Pucciniomycetes, Pucciniales, Pucciniaceae. The record is from RefSeq and is a predicted model, not a curated record.
AACAUAAUUCUUUGGUUGAUUGCUGGAUAUAAAAAUUAGCAACAUUAAUAGCACCGUCAUUCCAGUCCCCGACCCUGAUUUCAAGCACGCCCCAACAUUUCCGGAUUACAAUAAAAGUACACAUAGUCCAGUAGGAAUCCUACCAAAAAUCCCAGGAUCCCGAAAGCUUCAAUCUUAGCGCACUUUCCAAACAACGGUUUUCAGCACACAUAAAAAAUUAGUUACGAAAUGCCAGCUCGACCAUCCAGUUCACUUGGUUUUAACAGGAAUGCCCCAGUCAGCUUUCCCAGCUCAAGCUCUGAGCAAGCUCGACGGAGAGCUGAUUCGAGUGGGGUCGUCCCCUCGGGAACGGCGCUUGCUGCCGAACUAUACGCCAGUUUGCUCCCGCUGGGCGACCAUCCUGAUCUGUCCAUCCCUCCCCCACCUUAUGAACUCAUCGACCCUAUCUCAACCGCUCUCAACCCCGAACCCAGUCACAUUAUCCCUACGAGUGACCAUGGCAAUAGGAUCAAUAAUAGUACUGAUGGGUCAGCUCAGUCUGCAUCAGACUCUAGAAGCAGUUUUUCAACGAGCACCCAGUCUGCUCCAGCAUCUGGCACUAAUAUUAGUCCAGUGCGCGCUAGAGAGAUCCCAUCAGGGGGUAUCAAUGGUGCCCCUCAUGAUCACCAACAGCGGGCUCUUCGAGAGCGUCGGCCACCAUCAACCAAUCGAUCCAGAAGAUCUGAACCACCCCCUGUUAGUGCAGCCUCAAUCAGAAGCCAGUCUGAAUCAGGCCGGGAUCGUCGUCAAUCUCAGCUGCCAAAGUUGCCAGUUGACCGAGACCAUCAGCACACUCGGAAAUUGGCUAAACUUCGCCCUCUCCCAGCCAAUGUCAUCCAUCAGGAUAAGGUCAACCAGGUCUAUCAGCCUGUAACCGUCUAUCAUCCUCUCUCUCCCCCUCAAACCCCGGCCGAGUCCAACCGGCCCCCACUCAGUCCUGUCUCCAAUCGGCCCCCAAUCAGUCCUGUCUCCAAUCGGCCCCCACUUAGCAACGCUUCAAGGGCGAAUAGGGAUAGACAACAAAGCUGUGGUCUGCGGCGAUCGAACCACAUCAGAGCGACGCUGAUCAAUGGAUCCUCAACUACGAUCCCUAAUACAAAUGCGACGGUUGAGCAUCGGGGGCGUACUCGAGAGAGGGACUCGGCUGGCGUAGAGCCGGCGUUUCCGACAACCCUUACCGAUGAGCUUGGCCAGGUCGGUCGGCCCGUACCGCCUAUCGAAACUCGUCCCGUCACUCACACUCUUUCGUCCUCCUCCCAAGAAGAGGCUUCUGGUACACACUGGAUUUGUCCCCAUUGUCGGUUCAUCUUUUUCGACCAACAUCUCCGAAACCUGCACCAAAGUCUUGGCCAUUGUAUCCCUCUCGUAACUGCCAACACCAGUACAGACAACAUCAAUAUUCACACGUUCGGUUAUCCGACGCCGCCUCCUGUCCGCCCCCCGCCCCCUUUGCCUUGCUCCAUUCAUCAGCGUCCUCUUCUUGUGGAUUCCGCUCGUCUGACUUAUCUGUUCAAUCACUUCACUUGAAUCUUCUUCCUUUUUGCUCUUUUUUUUUUUGAAAAUUU